AUGGACUCUUUUACAACAGAAGAAGGCUCUCAUAGCCUGUCAGACAAGCAUAAGCUCUACACCAAAACAUGGAAGCCAAAGUCACCACCGAAAGCCCUCGCUCUCUUUGUCCAUGGCUUCUCCGACCACAUCAACCGCUUCUCCGAUUUCAUGAACACUCUCGCUUCCCGGGGCAUUGAAGUCCACGGGUUCGACCAAAGGGGUUGGGGCCGCUCAGUUACCACUAAGUCAGAACGAGGACUCACCGGUUCUACUGCAACGGUCAUGAGUGACAUCACCUCAAUGUUGCAGCCUUUGAUUCUAUUAGCCCAAGGAUCAGGCGUCCCGCUCUUUCUUCUUGGCCAUUCUAUGGGUGGAGGUGAGGUACUUUACUAUGCAGCGACUGGUCCAGAAGAGGUCCGAAAACAGAUUAGAGGCUAUCUUGCGCUGGCACCAUACCUGACGCUGCAUCCAGCUUCACAGCCAAGUCGGGCGCUUGUCGUGGCGGGGAGGGUAGCUUUGAAGGUCCUGCCACGGUAUCAAAUGCUGCAGAAGCUGAAGCCUGAUAAUUUGUCCCGAGACCCCGAGGUUGCGAAGAGCUGGGAAGCAGAUGAGUUGUGCCACAACAUUGGGACUCUGGAGGGGCUCGGCGGAAUGAUUGACAGAGGAGAAGAGUUGGAUAAUGGCAAGGCUGUGGUGAAAGAAGGCAACAUCUAUAUUGCUCAUGGGUCGAAUGAUUUGAUCACAAAUCAUGGCGCUAGCAAGAGGUUCUUUGAGAGAUUAAAGGUUCGAGAUAAAACGUUCAAGAGCUACGAUGGGUGGUAUCAUGUCUGUGAGUACAAUGCAGCUAAUUAUGCUGGCGAGAUAGUGCUAAUCAAGAGGUAG
Bacidia gigantensis is the source of this 864-nucleotide messenger RNA. RefSeq lists its product as uncharacterized. NCBI's taxonomy places the organism in Eukaryota, Fungi, Ascomycota, Lecanoromycetes, Lecanorales, Ramalinaceae. The transcript has 2 exons. Bases 1 to 864 code for a protein of 287 amino acids. The record is from RefSeq and is a predicted model, not a curated record. Gene Ontology annotation, molecular function: lipase activity. Gene Ontology annotation, cellular component: membrane.